Molecule: messenger RNA, 1673 nt
Organism: Mustela lutreola (European mink)
Lineage: Eukaryota; Metazoa; Chordata; Mammalia; Carnivora; Mustelidae
Product: complement factor H-like
Exons: 8
Coding region: 91-1452 (453 amino acids)
Source: RefSeq, a predicted model, not a curated record
CAGUUUCCUUUUGAGCAAGUGCUUUCCUGCGCUAAACACAUUUCGUAGAGGAAGAGAACUUGACAUCGUAUGAGCACUCUCAGCUAUUAAAUGUACCCCUCAAAGAUCCUCAGAAUGAGAUUUCCAGGGGAGAUCAUUUGGCUUAUAUUGUGGGCUGUUUGUGUUUCAGAAGAAAGAUGUUUAAAAUCAGAGAUAGCAAUUGAAAAUGGAUUUUUUUCUGAAUCUGAAUUUGCAUAUCCCUUGAAUAAAGAAACAAAAUAUCAGUGUAAAUCAGGAUAUGUAACACCAGAUGGUAAAACUUCAGGAUCAAUUACAUGUCUGGAAAGUGGAUGGUCUCCUCAACCCACAUGUAUUAAAAUAGAAUGCAAGGUUCCAGAAGUAGAAGAAAACUUAAGUGUUACCCCCAGAAAGGACAAAUACAGAGUUGGAGAUGUGUUGAAAUUCUCCUGCAGAUCAAGACUUAAAAGAGUUGGACCAGACUCAGUUCAAUGUUAUGACUUUGGAUGGUCCCCUAACUUUCCAACAUGUAAAGAGCAAACAAAACAGUGUGCUCCACCUCCUCAACUCCUCAAUGGGAAAGUUAAAGAAACACCAAAAGAAAUCUAUGAACACAAUGAUUUGGUGGAAUAUGUUUGCAAUACUAGAUUUCUGAUGAAGGGUUUUAAAAAAAUUCAGUGUGUUGAUGGACAAUGGACAGACUUGCCUAUGUGUAUUGAAGUUAGCACGCAGCCGUGCCCCCCUCCACCUCAGAUUCCCAAUGCUCAAAAUAUGGCAACGACGGUGAAUUAUCAGGAUGGAGAAAAAGUAUCUGUUGUCUGUCAAGACAAUUAUAUAAUUCAGGGUGCAGAAGAAAUUGUGUGCCGAGAUGGAAGAUGGCAGUCAAUACCACGCUGUGCUGCUAUUUCCUGUGAGAAUCCACCCAAAGUAGAAAAUGCUAUUAUACUAAAUGAGAAGCCUAGGUAUCUACCUGGUCAGACUGCACGUUAUGAAUGCAUCAAACCUUUUGAAUUGCUUGGGGAAGUAGAAGUGACAUGUUUAGACGGAUAUUGGUCACAACCGCCUCGGUGUGCAGAACCUAGUGGAAAAUGUGUGUCUCCUCCAUCUAUUGACAAUGGAGACAUUACCUCAUUCCCACUACCAGCAUAUGCUCCGGGAUUGUCAGUAGAGUACAAAUGUCAGGCCUUCUAUGUACUUCAGGGACCCAGGACCGUAACAUGCAGAAAUGGAAAGUGGUCAUCACCACCAAAAUGCUUAGCACCCUGUGCAGUAUCAGAAGAAAUCUUGAGAAGACAUAAUAUAAGAUUUCGAUGGUCUUAUGAGAAAAAAAUAUAUUCUAUGACAGGGGAUAUGAUUGAAUUUGAAUGUCUUCGUGGAUAUCGUAAAAAGACACCAAUGCAUACAUUCCGAGCCAUAUGUCAGGAUGGGAAACUGUUAUAUCCUGAAUGUGAAUAAAACAAUGAUUAAGAUGCAGUCCUAAAAUUAAAAUAUGUACAUUUAUUCAGAAUUUUUCAUUCUCAAUCCAAUUCUCAGUUUAUUUUUUCAAGUAUUGUGUAACUCACUUAUAUUCAUAAAUCAGAAUUUGUAUUGAAUAUUAUAUGCAUGAUGUGAUGAUAAUAAGAGGGAUGAAUAAAUCACUUCUUAAAAGCACCUCAUUAAAACUUGGCCAACCAAAA